Messenger RNA from Chaetura pelagica (chimney swift), 522 nucleotides. It is a transcript of the gene CD5, whose product is annotated as CD5 molecule. Gene Ontology annotation, biological process: T cell costimulation. The record is from RefSeq and is a predicted model, not a curated record. The transcript has 5 exons. The annotation marks the transcript as partial. Lineage: Eukaryota; Metazoa; Chordata; Aves; Apodiformes; Apodidae. Gene Ontology annotation, cellular component: plasma membrane.
GGGGCCCCCACGCCGUGCGAGGGGCACAGCGAGGUGUCCCACGCGGGCCGGUGGCGGGUGCUGUGCGACGAGCGGGCUCAGCGCGCCCAGCGGGCCCGGCAGCUCUGCCGGGAGCUGCGCUGCGGGAACCUCUCCUCCAGCUCCAGCGUCCAGGAUCCUCCCGCCUCGGGUGUCACCUGUGGGAACCCCAUCCUGCACCUUUGCUCCGGCACCCUCAGGGAGGCCCAGAGCUGCUCCAGGACCAGGGUGGUGUGCCAGGACUCAAAGCCACAGCCCCCCGGCGUGGCAGCUGGCACCAUCGUGAGCAUCAUCCUGGCCUUGCUGCUCCUGGGUGUCCUCCUGCUCAUCUGCUUCUCCAGAAAGAAGCAGCGCCAGUGGAUCGGCCCCACGGGACUCAACCAGACGGUCUCCUUCCGCCGCAACAGCACGGUCACCGCCAGGCCGCGGGCGCAGCGGGGGGACAACGACUACACUCACCCCCCCCAGAUGAGCUCCCAUUCCUCAGCUUACCCAGGCCAUUAG